Molecule: messenger RNA, 906 nt
Organism: Rhinichthys klamathensis goyatoka
Lineage: Eukaryota; Metazoa; Chordata; Actinopteri; Cypriniformes; Leuciscidae
Gene: cdkn1bb
Product: cyclin dependent kinase inhibitor 1Bb
Exons: 2
Coding region: 357-899 (180 amino acids)
Biological process (GO): negative regulation of cell population proliferation; regulation of cell cycle; G1/S transition of mitotic cell cycle
Cellular component (GO): cytoplasm; nucleus
Molecular function (GO): cyclin-dependent protein serine/threonine kinase inhibitor activity; protein-folding chaperone binding
Source: RefSeq, a predicted model, not a curated record
AGUGGGGGAUGUGCGUUGAGAGAAGGCGGAUCUCUGAGGCACCAAUCCACGGCGUUCCUUUGGUGGUUUAAAGAGCUCUUUGUGUCAAUCACGCGUUUUUUUCGUUCUCUAUCCCCCUUCAUCGCCAUAUUGGGCGCAGAAAAGCCUCGCCUUGUUAUUUCUCUUCCCCUCUUUUACUACGACGUGCAGUUGACAGGAGUGGCCAUCGAGAACGCCUGCUUUUGUUUUGAUGAUCGUCGCUUGUCCGUGUUUCUCGCUCAUGCGGCGCAACCGGGGCGAGUUUAGCCUUAACGCCCGUCGCUUUGGAUCGCGUUGACGCUUUAUAACAGCUGUUGGCUUUGCGUUUUCGACUCGAAAUGUCUAACGUUCGCUUGUCUAACGGCAGCCCGACGCUGGAGCGAAUGGAGGCGCGAGUGUCCGAUCAACCCAAACCAUCGGCGUGUAGGAACCUGUUCGGUCCGGUGGACCAUGAAGAGUUAAAGAAGGAUUUCCAGCGGCAGUUGAAGGCGAUGGAGGACGCGUCGACGGACGCGUGGAACUUCGACUUCUCCGCGCACACGCCGCGCGCCGACGGCAGAUUCCAGUGGGAAGCGUUGGAUAUUCGCUCGGUUCCCGGUUUCUACAGCAGAUCCGAGCGAGGGAAGGGCUCCAAUCUUCAUUUGUGCUCCUCUGGGAAUAAUAACGACAAUAAUGUGGAUGUUAACGGGAAUCACGAGUGUCGGGUAACGGAGGAGCGCGAGGAGACGCCCGAGACACCCCGAGAGCCGCGGAAAAGACCCUCGUGUCUCGACUCCUCGUGUCAAAGCAAACACUCUCACAUCUGUGUGGAUGAAGUGACCCGAACGCCCAGAAAACCCAAAAAGCCCAGAAAACACCCCAACCCGACGACACCCACAUAAACACAAG